GUUUAGUUCAGGGUCACACUUGUCAAAAGUGAGGAAAAUAGUUAAUCAGCUAGAAUUUUUAAAACUGAUAGUUCUUGAUGCCGAUUGAUAUGAAUUUAUCUAUAUUUUGUAAAUUACAAAAUGAUUUAUCUAAUAUUUGAAAAUAUUUAAAAUGUUAACAUUACGGAUAUUUUUUCCAAGUAGUUUUUACUUUUAUCUGGUCUAUAAUUAUAAUAAAUUGUAACUAAGUGUAAACUGGAAAGUACAUCCUUACCAUACUACAUUUAACGUGGAAUAAUUAAACAAGUUAUGCAGUCUUCUCAAACAUCGUCUCAAGAGUUUGCCACUCAAUCUCCAACUAUUAAAACUGUAAAGGAUGAGAAAAAAGGCGGCCGUACUAUUUUACAAAUUGUUCCAAAGUUGCCAUCAACAGAUUCUCUAAGCAAUAGUCCUGGACCAGUUAGUCCUGGUUCUCACAGCUUUCAAGACCGUUCAGAAGGCACAUUCACUGAAAAGGCAAGAAAUUAUUAUUCUGUCAAAGUUUUCAAUUUAAAUAAGAACUGUUGGCAGGUUUCAGAUCCAAAAUUAACAAGAAAGGAAUCGUACAAGGCACAAAGAAAAAAUUAUCGUAAAGAAAAAAAAAGGGUUGCAAAUGAAUUACUUAAUUCUUUAAAAGAUCCAUCUGUUGUGGUUCUUGCUGAUUGGUUGAAGAUAAGAGGAACUUUAAAAUCGUGGACUAAGUUGUGGUGUGUUUUAAAACCAGGAUUAUUAUUAUUGUAUAAAAGUCCUAAAUGCAAAAGUAGCCAUUGGGUAGGAACAAUUCUCUUGAAUUCAUGCAAGGUUAUUGAAAGGCCAAGUAAGAAGGAUGGAUUUUGUUUUAAAUUAUACAAUCCAUUGGAUCAGUCGAUUUGGGCACCCAGAGGUCCAGAGAAUGAAGCAAAAGGAGCUGUUUUUCAACCUCUGCCUACUUCAUAUUCAAUAUUUCGUGCAUCAUCUCAAGCUUCUGGUAUGUGCUGGUUAGAUGCUUUAGAGUUGUGCUUAAGAAACGAUUCAGCUUUGAUCCGUUCCAUAAGUACAAAAUCCUCAGGGGACAGUACUAGUCAUGAAACCCAGUGGUCAGAGGCUGACUAUGAGAAGCAUUUCAUCCAUGAUUUGAGUGAUGCUAGUCAACCAGAGAAUGGGGCUCAUUUAAGCACCGGCGAAGUCGACUUAACAGAAUCGGAGUCUGAAGUGUCUGCUAAAGAGGAAGAAAUUGAUGAAGAACCGCAACAAACGCCAUAUAUUCCCAAUGCAGAAGAAGAAUUUGGAGCAGCUGGUGAGCAAAUUGAAGAAUUAGCUGAAGAACAUAAAUCUCUUAUAUGGUAUUUAGUUAAACAAGUUCGACCCGGCAUGGAUUUGAGUAAGGUCGUUUUGCCCACUUUUAUACUGGAACCUCGUUCUUUUUUGGACAAACUUGGAGAUGCUUAUUAUCAUGCUGAUAUUAUUUCUAAGGCGGUUGUCGAAGAUGAUGCAUUUACUAGAAUGAAAAUUAUUACAAAAUGGUAUCUAUCUGGGUUUUACAAGAAGCCUAAAGGCCUUAAAAAACCAUACAAUCCAAUACUUGGAGAAACAUUUCGUUGUUAUUGGAAGCAUCCGAGCGGUUCUAAAACGUUUUAUAUCGCUGAACAAGUUUCUCAUCAUCCACCAGUUUCAGCAUUUUACGUUACCAACAGACAAGAAGGUUUUUCUAUUAGUGCUUCUAUAUUGGCAAAGUCUAAGUUUUAUGGAAAUUCUACUUCUGCCAUUUUAGAUGGUAUUGCGGUUCUAACUCUAUUGCCAAGGGGAGAAGACUAUACUUUAACCAUUCCAUACGUUCACUGUAAAGGGAUAUUGAUGGGAACGCUUUGCAUGGAACUGGGAGGAAAAGUGUAUAUUCAUUGUGAGAAAACAGGAUACAAGACGGAGCUGGAAUUUAAACUGAGGCCGUUUCUUGGUGGAGCAGAGCAAACAAAUUGCGUAUCAGGUCGAAUAAAACUGGGAAAAGAAACUUUAGCUACAAUAGAUGGUUACUGGGACGGUGUUACUCAGAUAAAGGACAAAAGAUCAGGGGAAGAGCAAGUUCUGUGGAAUCCGACUGCAAACGUGAGAAAAAGUAGAUUGAAAAGGUACACAGUUCCUCUUGAACAUCAAGGGGAAAUGGAAUCUGAAAGGUUGUGGCAACAUGUAUCUUCUGCAAUCCUAAGAGAUGAUAUGAACACCGCAACAGAAGAAAAAACUGUCCUUGAAGAAGCACAAAGAGCACAAUCCAAAGAACGUAAAGCUAAAUGUGAAGAGUGGUUCCCAUCACACUUUCAACAAGAUUUUCAGACAGGCCAGUGGUGUUACAAACAUUUGGAUCUAAGACCGUGGGAUCCACGAAAUGAUCUCUACCAGUACGAAUUUAAUUACAUAAUUUGUACUAAAACAAAACAUCCAGCACCCAUGAUACGUACUGCAAGUAUAGUUAGUGUUGAUCCACAAAUGAAACAGAGCGAAGGGCGCUCAUCCGGUGUUAAGGUUGCAAAAAGGAAGUUAACAACCAAACAAAUAUCAUCAGACGCAGAUGUUAAUGACAGUGCUACAACAUCUGAAGAAUUUCAUUCGGAUUCUACACAUUCAGUAAAAAAAGCACCAUCUUUACCAGCUACUAAUUCUAGUAUAAUGCUAGCAAUUCAUGACUUAGAACAAAGCUUACAGGAGCACGGCGAGAAGAUAAAUCAACUUCAACAAAAGUUGAAUGUAGUAUUAAAAAAAGAUAUAGGCCCCCGUUAUUAUGUUGAGAUUUUUUGUAUUGUUUUCGUCAUUGGUAUUUUGCAAGCGAUUUUUUUAUAUUAUAAAUAAGUUUAUUUAUUUAAUGUAGAUAAACGUUAGAAACGACUACAUCAUUUACAGCCUCCUUUUUGUGUAUUUCAUUUAAAAAAUGUUGAACACUUGUCAUCUUGCCUUUUUUAUCA
This is a messenger RNA of Agrilus planipennis (emerald ash borer), 2951 nucleotides long. RefSeq names its product oxysterol-binding protein-related protein 8 (gene Orp8). The coding region runs from base 289 to 2838 and encodes 849 amino acids. Gene Ontology annotation, cellular component: membrane; cytosol; intracellular membrane-bounded organelle. NCBI's taxonomy places the organism in Eukaryota, Metazoa, Arthropoda, Insecta, Coleoptera, Buprestidae. Gene Ontology annotation, molecular function: cholesterol binding. The record is from RefSeq and is a predicted model, not a curated record. The transcript has 13 exons.